Molecule: messenger RNA, 2977 nt
Organism: Helicoverpa zea (corn earworm)
Lineage: Eukaryota; Metazoa; Arthropoda; Insecta; Lepidoptera; Noctuidae
Gene: DCTN4-p62
Product: dynactin subunit 4
Exons: 8
Coding region: 81-1550 (489 amino acids)
Cellular component (GO): dynactin complex
Source: RefSeq, a predicted model, not a curated record
CGUCAUGUUUGUCACUGAGAUCAUCAUAGUUAUUUUAGCGUAGAUUUUCGGAUUUUUGUAAGCAAAAAUAUUCUUAAAAGAUGGCUUAUUUAACUCAGCCAGAUUACGUGAAGUAUAUUUGUUCAUGUGGACAAUUAAAACCUAUUACAAGUCUUUAUUUCUGCCGCCAUUGUUUGAAAAUACGCUGCGGUUUCUGCAUUUGUCAUGAGGUGGACUCCCACUACUGUGCAAACUGCUUGGAGAACAUGCCGUCCUCCGAAGCCCGGCUGAAGAAGAACCGCUGCAGCAGCUGCUUUGACUGCCCCAGCUGUUUCCACACCCUCUCUACCAGAGCCACCAUGGCACAGCCUCGGCAGGUGCUGCAGGAUCCCGCAGCCGCUGGUGAUGCCAAGGUGGAGAGCAAACAACCCAAGAAGAUGUAUUACUUGUCUUGCUUCAACUGUCGGUGGACUUCUAGAGAUGUUGGGAUCCCUGAUCAGCCUGUUGCGUCAGGAGGUUGGCCGGAGCGCACGAACCCGUACGCGGCGCGCGUCAACCAACUCCUCGACUACUACAAGGCGAUAGCUCUGCAGGAGAAACAAGAGAAAAUCGAGCGAGAGCGCAAGAAGUUUAAUAUCAGGGGGAAAUACAUCACGCUCACUGACAAGACAGGUCUGACAGGCGCGAUGGCUCGCAACAUAGCGGGGCUGCCGUCCAGCGAGAGCUCGUCCUCAGCCAUCGCCAGCUUCGUGCCCAGCGUCGCCACCGAGGAGGUCGAGGAGCUGCCGGACGAUAUAUACACCAAGGAGGUCAAUCUGAAUCAGAUAACGAGCAUGGCCCAGCGCUUGGCUUCUCCCGAGUGGCAGCCUGUCUCCGUGUCCCGCCUGCACCCGCUCGCCAAGCUGCUGAGCGUGAAGCGCAGCCAACGCUGCCGCGCCUGCGACCACAACCUCACCAAGCCCGAGUACAACCCUGGCUCCAUCAAGUUCAAGAUCGAGCUGCUGGCCUACUACCACGUCCCAGAAGUGAAAAUAAUAUCCCACGAGCCAGUGAAACCUGGUGAAAAGUCGGCUCUACUCCUCAAGCUGACCAACCCGACUGGACAUGAGAUGCAGCUGACCCUGCUGCAGCCUGAAGACAUCCCCCCGCCGGAGGAGAGGGAGGAACCCAAGAGCAUUGAGAAGUCGCUGGAGAAGUCACUUAAUUUGGAGAAGGACACAUCAUCAUUCAAGUCGAUCACCCGCGUCCCAGAGUACACGGCGACGAGCCGCAUCACGUCGCCCGACGCGACGUUCACGCUCGCGCAGAGAGACGACGCCGCCGAGUACGACGAUGAUGCACAACAUGAUACUAACGACAUAAUAAUGUGGCGCAAAUCCAACAAGCUGGCGCUCCGGCUCGAGGUCACCACCUCCCCCGACGCGGAGGGCGGAGCCCCGGCCCGCGCCACCGUGGCGCUGCGCUACUCCUACCGCAACACCGUGCCGCCCGCCGCCGCGCAACACACGCCCAGGGACCAUACGCUCUAUACCACUGUGCUGCUGGAUUUAGGCACUGUUAGCUCGAAUUAGGAAGGUUAAAUAUCUUGUCAUAUGUCUAAGGCGGCCCCCAGACCUACAAUAAUUUUGUGCAAUGUAACAAAAAGCAAAAAUAUUGUGCAAUAAAAAUAAUUUGUCGCAAAAAGUCAACACAGUCAAUACGCAAUAUUGCGUAUUUCAAUUAAAGGUAUGGUAUGAGCCGGCUUUAUAAGGCCCAGGUUCACUGUCAAUGUCUACUUUUCUUAUUAAAAGAACUUAACGUGAAACUUAUAGGAAACAGUUGUUUUAAGAAAACUGAUUAUGUUUUGCCAGUGAACUUGGACCUAACUCUUCUAUGCUAUACAUACAUAGCGACAACUGUUCGCUGACUGUAUUUGUUUUGUAUAAUAAGCAUUCGAUAUGUGGCAUUAUAUUCAACUUUAUGAACAACUUAUGUCAACCGCUUACCGCCGCAGUGCGCGGUAUCGAGUAUUCGAGUGUGAAUCGUGUCAGUGUUGAACGCACCCUACGUGCGUAACUGGCUUCUGAGUAAAAAAGUAUUAAAACUUAAUUAUCUAAAAACAAUGUUUUGCAUUUUGUCUGAGUUGACUAUGAGUUUGUUCUUCGUAAUAUUUAAUUACAAGUCAGAAAUAAGUAAUAAGAUAAGAUACCGAAUUAUUUAGGAGGCCAUUUAAAAAGUCUGGUUGUUUUACAAGUGGCCAUACUAUAUUAUUCUGAACUCAACCGACGUCACCAGAAAACAUACAAAAUAAUUACAAUCAAAAAGCCGAAUUAAAAGAAUUUUCGAGAUCUUAAAAAACUAAGUUCAUCAAGCAUUGAUAAUGAUGACCCCAAAUGCUAGCCAACUUAAUAUUUAAAGUCAAAACUACCACUUUAUCAGUGUGGUAUAUUAUGAAUUUGUUAUUACCUAAAUAUUUUUUUAUUCCGCCUAGCCCUGCUUUUAUUAACACCUAAAUAUAUGCGUAACCUUCCAGCUAUGCUUUUUGCGGAAGAAAUAGCUAAUUAUGACUUCCAAUGUUUACGUCACUUUAAUAAAAUUAAGUCAUAUAAUAUGUACUAACGUUUAUGAAGACAAGACUUCUAAGAAUAACUAGGUUUUGACAAUAUGAUAAUCAGCACUUAUAGAUAACAGGCUAGGCUAGAAAUUGUUAAUAAAUAUACCUAUUACUGGUAAUAUCGAAUGUUUAACAUAAUCCAUGUAGCAAGCAGCUAGAAACACAAUAUGUGCCUAAAAUAUGCUAGAUGAAGUUAUUCAUUAAAUUCCAUGUGUUUUGAGAUUUUAGUUAGUUAUUUAUUUUUUAUAUAUAAAUUAAAUUAUUAUUUUUAAGUACAUAAGUUCUCACUACUUAAUAAUUUAAGCAUAUAACCAUUAGCUUAUAAAAGUUUGCACAUUUUAUACACGCUGCUGCAAGUUUAACUUGGUUGUAUUAUGUUUAGCUGAAAUAAAAUAUUUUGAACAA